Myxocyprinus asiaticus (Chinese sucker) is the source of this 2834-nucleotide messenger RNA. RefSeq names its product E3 ubiquitin-protein ligase Midline-1-like. The transcript has 10 exons. Gene Ontology annotation, molecular function: zinc ion binding; protein binding. Bases 265 to 2289 code for a protein of 674 amino acids. NCBI's taxonomy places the organism in Eukaryota, Metazoa, Chordata, Actinopteri, Cypriniformes, Catostomidae. The record is from RefSeq and is a predicted model, not a curated record.
GCUUCUCCCCAAGCGUGUGUUUGUGUGUGUGCGGGCAGCGUUCUGUAAUAGCCGCAACUUCGGAUUAACGUGUUAUGGACGAGCGCACCAUCUGGAAUUCUUGCCCUGACACACGAGGGGUUUUUGUCCGUGUGAAACAAGCUUUCUGAAAUCUGUACAGAAGUUCGUCCUGGAAAUGGCUCUGAAGUGCACAGCGAUGCGAAAUCCAUCGACGGCUAAACAGCUUCCCUGGGUUUCGCUGACGUCUGCAUCGCUUCACUGAAGAUGGACACACUGGAGUCAGAGUUGACUUGCCCAAUCUGUCUAGAGCUUUUUGAUGACCCUUUACUGCUGCCUUGUGCCCACAGUCUGUGCUUCAACUGCGCUCACCGCAUCCUAGAGUCCCACUCCUGCGCAUUCGACGAGUCCACACAACCGUUCACUGCAUUCCAGUGUCCCACCUGCCGCUAUGUCGUCACACUCGACUUGCAGGGCCUAGACGGACUCAAACGCAACGUCACUUUGCAGAACAUCAUUGACCGCAUCCAGAAGGCCUCUUUGAGUGGACCCAACUCUCCAGACGAAACUCGCCGCUGCGAUCAGUUCCCCUCAGGCGUGGACGAUUGCGCGGUCAUGACUUCAUCAUGUGAGCCAGUCCGGUGCCAGUUCUGCGAGCAGGACCCUCCGCAGGAUGCGGUAAAGACUUGCGUCACCUGCGAGGUGUCGUACUGCCAGGAAUGCCUUCGGGCGACUCACCCAAACAAGAAGCCCUUCACGGGUCACCGCCUAACAGAACCGCUACCGGACUCACGUCUCAGAGGACUGGCCUGUUCGGAGCAUGGAGAGGAGAAGGUGAACAUGUACUGCAUGACGGAUGAACAGCUGAUCUGCUCAUUGUGUAAACUGGUGGGGCAUCAUCGCGAGCAUCAGGUGUCGUCACUAGGAGAACGAUACGACAAGCUCAAGCAAAUGUUGGAUUCAAACCUCAGCAAUCUGAUCAAGAGGAAUAAUGAGCUGGAAAACCUGAUGGGGAAGUUAAUUCAGACCUGUCAACAUGUGGAGCACAAUGCAGCUCAUCAGGAGAGCAAACUCACGGAGGAAUGUGAUGUUCUCAUAAACAUCGUCCAGCAGAGACGGCAAAUUAUCAGCACUAAGAUAAGAGAAGGAAAGGUGGUUCGGUUGAGAAAGCUCGCUCAACAGAUAGCUAACUGUAAACAGUUCAUGGAGCGAUCUUCAUCUGUCAUCUCUCAAACUGACCAAGUCCUGAAAGAGACCGAUCACGCCCGUUUUCUACAGACCGCAAAGAGCAUCUCGGAGAGAGUGUCUAUGGCUACAGCAUCCUCACAGGUCCUGAUCCCAGAGAUAAACCUGAAUGACACGUUUGAUGCGUUCACACUGGACUUUAGUAGAGAGAAGAAACUGCUGGAGAGUUUGGAUUAUCUCACAGCUCCUAGUGUGCCCGCUUUACGCGAGGAGCUUUGCACAGCAUCUUACGACACCAUCACAGUGCACUGGACAUCAGAGGAUGAAUUUAGUGUUGUUUCUUAUGAGCUCCAGUACACCAUCUCCACAGGACACACUAAUGUUGUCAGUCUGUGUAACUCGAUGGAUAGCUGGAUGAUCGUUCCCAACAUUAAACAGAAUCAUUACACUGUUCACGGGCUGCAGAGUGGAACCAAAUAUAUUUUCAUUGUGAAAGCCAUAAACCAGGCCGGGAGCCGCAGCAGUGCACCAGGCAAACUGAAGACAAACAGUCAGCCGUUUAAGCUCGACCCGAAGUCUGCCCACAGGAAGUUAAAGGUAUCACAUGACAAUCUGACUGUGGAGCGUGAUGAGGCAUCGUCCAUGAAAAGCCACGCACAGGACCGCUUCAGCAGCACUGGGAACUACGGUGUCACUGGGAACGUGUACAUUGACAGUGGGCGACAUUACUGGGAAGUUCUGAUUGGAGGAAGCACAUGGUUCGCCAUUGGAAUUGCCUACAAAUCAGCUCCCAAGCACACGUGGGUCGGUAAGGAUUCGGCGUCAUGGGUGCUCUGUCGCUGCAACACAUCAUGGGCGGUGCGGCAUAAUGGUAAAGAGUUUCCAAUCGAACCCUCUCCUCACAUGCGCCGUCUGGGCAUUCUGCUCGACUACGACUCGGGAUCGUUAGCGUUUUACGAUGCAGCUGGAACACAGCACCUGUACACGUUUGACAUCGCCUUCUCGCAGCCCAUCUGUCCCGUCUUCAGCAUCUGGAAUAAAUGCUUGACCGUCCUCACAGGGCUGCCCAUACCAGACCACCUAGAGAUCAGUGACCCCCAUGACUAAACCAACACCCGAAAAUGAAACUUCUACCAUUUACUCACCCUCAUGUUGUUCCAAACCCGCAAGACUUUCCCUCUUCAGUGGAACACUAAAAGUGAUUUCUUGACGAAAGGUCUGGACACAACACAUUUUACUUCUGUAAUGUGACAGAUUUUACAAGCGAAACAGGAUAGUGAUUAAGACAAAAUGUGGGGAGGUACUUCAUCUUAGGUAAAACAUUUGAGUUACAGUAUAUACCACAAUGGAGUCACGUUGAAACGUUUGAGGUAUUGGUGACGAGACGGAGCAAGUUAUUUUUUUUUCUUGGGAAUAACUAGGGGUGGGCGAUAUAAGCAAAGAUUUCUGUCGUGAUAUUAUGGACAUUUUUGCCGAUCAGUACAUACACAUUGUUAUGGAAAGUGAUUCAAAAUGUUUUUUAAAAAUAGUAAACAUUUGUUUUUGAUUUAAAACAAUGUCCAAAGUAAUGUUCGACCUGUCAUACCCAUUGCAAAAAACAAAAAACAAAGUAAAUAUAAAAUUAUUAAAAAUAUUAUUUAAUCUAUUAUACC